GGAAAAAAGGCCUGGGGGGGUCGGAACGAAACCGAAUUAAAAUUCAGUGGGUGGGGGGUGCAACUAGUGUUGAAAUUGUCUUGUAGGUGGGUAAAUUUCAAAUUCCAAUUCCGUUGUUUGGGGGGCAAAUUCGUAUUAUAAUUGUGUUGUUGGUGGGUCUUUUCUUCGUAAGAGCCCAAAAAUGAGGUAUAAAUUUGUUUUAAAAUGACAUUUUAUGCGUACUUUGCGCGAUCGAAAACGGCAUUUUGGUACGAAAUAAACGAGUCCGAAUGGGGUCGGUGGAAUUACCGAAAAUCCGAAAAUCCCCGUAAAUACCGAAAAUCCCUUCCAUUCUCUGAGGUAUAUAGCGUUUUCUUUAAUACGCCCGGAUUUACUACUUUAUUGUGUUCGAAUGUUGUAUGUAGGCUAUGAGUGUUUCAGACGUGCGCCAGUUUUUGAUGGAGCGUAACCUAAGCUCGCUAACCACGACCUUUGAAGGUAUACAGAUACAAUCAUGUCACUUUGCCGCAAAAGUAAAUGGCAAAUAUAUAUAUCACCGCAUUUUCUGUACAAAUGUUGACCAAGUUAUGAUUAUGGCUAUUUUUAGACAAUCAUUACGUCAUCAAAAGGGAAGAUGGCCGCAUACGUAUAGGCGGGGAAAAUGUAAACAAACGGGACAGCAAAAACAAAGUCACUAAUUACGCUUCAAAAACAUGAUUUUUUCAUAUCAGUUUCAUUUUAACAUGGACUGUCGUGUUGGAAUACAGUGCAGUGAAAGCUAGUGUUAGGUAGUGAUGGGUAAUUUUCCUGGCCACGCCCUCCCGGGCUCGUUCUUCAUUUUCUUUGGACUAUGGUGGACCUUCCACAUGUUCUAUCGCUACUACAUCGCCCUAAACAAGAACACCAAGUUCACGUCAUCUGUCAUUUUCAACUGCCCGUGCCUGUGCGGACGAUUCAAGGACUGGCCUAUUGAAGCUUACUUCAAACUCAUGUGUAUAUGCAUUGGAUUCUUCCUUGAAAUAUACACUGGAUUCUCUAAGGAUUGGCGGUUUGUGAAUAUCGGCAACGGGCAGCAUGCCACGAUGUUUUUCUUUUUUGGAUUGUCUAGUGUUGUAGAUAUACUUCUUCAUUAUAAAUGGCCUUUGCCUCCCUCGAUGGACUAUGUCUCCUUGUUUCUAGCCAUUACAGUGGAAUUUAUUCUCUUCAAGUUUCACUUACAUGGCCGAACUGACUUGGACGUGCUACUUCACACGUUGCUUCUCUAUGCGAUAGCCGCAAGUAUUAUAUCAGUAAUAUUAGAAAUGAAGUACAAAAAUAAUAUAAUGUGCGCCUUAAGUCGUGCUUACUGUACCUUACUUCAAGGGACGUGGUUUUGGCAGAUAGGAUGGAUUUUGUACCCGCCGUUUAAAAGUUCCUUUCGUUGGGAUGAAGACGACCAUGAACAGAUGAUGAUAGCCACUAUGAUCUUUGCCUGGCAUGCAGGGGUCAACCUGCUGAUUGUGCUCGCAAUAGGGGGUGUAGUGGCGGCAGCACAUCGCAGGUUUUAUACGUACAGCCAAGAAGAUAGUUACGCCAUGAAGAGACUGAUAAACUCCUCAAGUAACGGCGACUCUAUGGUAAAGAUAAACGAAGAUAGUGAAAAUGAAGUAGAAUUUGAGAAUACUUCCAUGUUGUCUUGAUGAUGUUCAUGAUACUUUUAAUAAUAAUAAUGAUGAUUUAUACUCAUGAUACUUUUACUUUUUUUCAUGAUUUAAUUAUGUUUAAUUGAACCCCGCAAACAAAGUUUGAAGGUGGGUAUAUUGGAGUCACAAUAUGGUCAGUUGGUCAGGCUGUUGGCAAUGGUUUGUGUAGCCAACAACUUUCACAGUUUCAAAACUAUCAAUCUUAUACUUGGUACAUUUUACAACUAUCAUAGUUAGUUGUGCCUGUUAUAUUUUUCAUGAGCUACGGCCAUUUAUUUUUCAAUCUAUGUGCCUUGAUGUGAUUGUCACACUUGACUGUUUGGAAUUUGCUGAUUGAAGUGUCCGCACAGUUUAACAGGUAUCACUCAGAUACUUGGUAAAUAUUAUAACCAUGGUGGUUAGUAAUGCCUGGCAUUUUUCGAUGACUUAUAUCUAUAAUGUGUUAUGAGUUGUUUGCCCCUUAAAAAUAUGAUUUUUACAGUUCUGGGUAUAUUGAAGUUUGUGGAGCAACCUUCUGCCCCAGUUUCAGAAAUAUCACUUUGUUACUAGGUUCACAUUACCUUGGUGGGUAGCUGUGCCUUGCUGUUUUCCUUGCCCCAUGGUUAAUCUCGUUUCCAUUGACCUCUUUUUUGAGUAAUGUACCCUUGAACAUCCAUUUUACACUUUCGCUAUAUUGAACAACUUAGAUUAACCUUGUGGCAGAUAAGAGUAACUUCCCUUGAUAUACAUCCAUUAUGAUUUUGACUUCUACUUAUUUGCCUGAGUCAAUCAGUAACAUCCUGCAUGACAGGGUAUUCAUCUCUUCUGUGGUUGCUCUAGUUCAUUUCUGAUGUAUACAAAUAAGUGUUUCAACUAUCCAGUUCAUUAUAUCAUUAGUGUCUGACAUUUUUUAAUAGUUUUAAGAUUUCUGUUGAACAAUUUAAGGGACUGUUUUGUGCUAAAAUAAUACGUGUUCAUUUCUUGGCCCCAUUUUCACAAAAUAUCUUAAGCGAAUAUAUUACACAUUUUUAAUAUUAUGUAUCAAAUUUUUAACUUACUUAUUUGAUUAUCUCGAUUUAACAAAUCACAAAAUGUUUCUUUGAUUGUCUUUAAAAUAAUUUCCUUUAAAAGACUUAAAACAUAGGUAUAUGACUUACUAUAAGCUUAAACAUGUAAUAAGGGAUGUAAGACGGUUUCAGAAAUCGGGGUUUGUCCAGGGCCUGUUUCAAUAAGAUAUCUUAGUCGUAGACAUUACUUGCUUAGUAGUGCUCAUUUAUACCCAUGACGAGCAGAAUCUUCACAAUAAAAGUCCUUACAAUAUUUCUAUCGAAACAAAGUUUACGCCAAAAAGGUGCUUUUGCCUGGAUUUUCACAAUCUUAAGCCUAAUGAUCUUUUUAGAAAUGGGGCCAAGACUGUUACUUUUACUAGUUUUCAAAAAAUGUUGGGUUUUUUGACAAAUCUCUUUAACCAAUAUCUUCCUUGACUGUUAAGCAUUAUGUAUGGUAUAUUCAUUCCAUCAUCAAAUAAUAUAUAUUUCUAAUGUAUUUAUUCUGAUUCCAAUUAUAUCAUGUUUCUUUAUAGGUUAUUCCAACACCAAAUAGUUUUAUAUUUGUAAAUUAUUAAUUCCAAGACCAAAUAUGUUAUAUUUCUUGUAAAGAUAUUUUUAUGGGAAUUUAUUUUGUCAAAAUUUUAUCAAUAUUGAUUUGAUCUCUAUCAAAAACGCUGUUUACUGUUGCUAAAAAGAGAAAACCAUUUUGUGACUUUGUAUAACAAAAUGUGCUUUGUUUUUCAUAGAUAUUUUAUUGACUACACAUUGUGUUCUGUUCCUUGCUGUUCAUAGAAAAGAAAUUGUUGCCUCAUUAUGAAAUAUUGUUGUUGUAAUAAUGAACUAAUGGUAAUUGUUGAUCAAUUUAUUUAUAUAAGUUUUAUUAUGCCUUCGACCAUAUAUGGGGAGACAUCUUGAUUUUGCUCAAGUUGUUUGUCCUUCAGUCUGUCCUUCACAAUUUGUUUCCACUUCAUAUCUCUUGAACCGCUUGAAUUAAUUUAAGAAAAUUCACCACAAAUGUUUAACAUAUUUAGACGAUGUGCAGAGCACAUGUUGUAACAGCUUGGUUCAAGGUCAAGGUCACACUGGUUGGUCAUAGGUUGUAUGGUUAUAAUAUGACUAUAUUUUGUGUUUGCUACAUGUCUCUUCAACCGCAUGAAGGAUUUUAAGGUCAAGGGCACACCUAGAGGUCAAAGGUCAUAUGACUAUAUUUUGUGUCUGCUACAUAUCUCUUGAACCGCAUGAAGGAUUUUGAGGUCAAGGUCACACCUAGAGGUCAAAGGUCAUAUGACUACAUUUUGUGUCUGCUACAUAUCUCUUGAACCGCAUGAAGGAUUUUGAAAUAACUUGCCACAAUUGUUCACCAUAUUAAAUUGAUGUGCAGAGCACAUGUUACAACCAGCUCAGUUGAAGGUCAAGAUCACACCUAGAAGUCAAAGGUCAUAAGACUAUAUAUGUCAUACGAUAUACUAUAUAUGUCAUACGAUAUACUAUAUACGACAUAUAUAUAUAUAUGUAUGUCUGCUCCAUUUCUCUUGAAGAAUUUUGAAAUUACUUACCACAGAUGUUCACCAUAUUUAGACGAUUAUAAUGUAGUGCACAAGUUAGAAUCAGCUUGGUUUAAAGUCAAUGUCACACUUAGAGGUCAAAGGUCAUAUGAUUAUAUUUUGUGCUCAAUUUCUUUUGAACAGCUAAUAAAGGAUUUUGAAAUAACUCGCUACAGAUAUUCACCAUAUUGAGAUGACUUCACACUUAGAGGUCAAGGUCAAAUGAUUAUAUUCAACAUAUUGUGACGAUGUCUUUAGGGGAGACAUCAGUUUUUCUGUUUUUGACUACAAAAACAAAUGCCUAUUUAUUGUUUUCUUGUGCCUUUUGUAAAAGUGAGUCUUUUUUGAUAAUCCAAUGAAAAAAACAUUCCGAUUAAAUCAUAUCACCAACAACUGUGAUCAUAUUUUAGAUUUAUGAUUGUUUAAAGUGAUGAUAUUUUAUAUAUUUGGAAGCAAAUUAUUUCACUUGACAAGUUCAUUUAAAUUUACCUUUAUAACAUUCAAUUUAAAUGAUGACACUUACAAUGAUAUAACUGAAUGUAUUAAUCUUAUAGUGUUUCCGCUAUGCAUUUUGACCACUGCGUCACUCCAUGCUGCCCUUCUGACUGCUGAAAAUAUGCCGUACUGCCCUAUCAUCUUGCCCUAUGUGCAUGGUGCAUUGUCAUUGUAGUUUGUCAGUUGCUGCUUGUAAAUGCUGUAUUUGUGUAAUGAGCAGAUUACUGUAUUUGUGUGAUGAGCAGAUUACUGUAUUUGUGUAAUGAGCAGAUUACUGUAUUUGUGUAAUGAACAAUUUACAUGUGUUUUCAUAAUCAGAUAUUUCCUAAUCUGAUAAUUGGAUCCUGUAUCAUCAUUGGUAGGAGGAGCUAUUGAACGUCAGCCAAUCAGGAUGUGGCAUAACCAUGCAUCCUGCCCCUGUGGUCUGUGCCAAAGACAAGCAAAAAAAACACAGCUAAAUGUGACAUUUGUACCCUAUCAAGAUCAUAUCACAAUAAGAUUUGCCCCUACGCUUGAUGGCUUUUUAGACAACUUGUUUCAAAAAUAAUGUGUUCAUUAUUAUUCAUACAGGUGGUCAGACACUUUAAUAAUCAAAAAAUCAUUAUCGCUGUAAAACUGAUACCCAGGAGUUAUCAUUAAACAAGGGUGCCCUUUUAGGAAAAUAUAAAAAUUGUUGCAUUUCUGUUGUGCACUUUUCAGGAAUAAAUUACCAUGCCUUUUAUCGAUUGAAGAGGAAACACUUUCUUACCAUGCUUUGUUUUAUGCUUGUUGAUAAAUGGGUCCCUAUACUGGUAUCGUUGUAACAGUGACUUAGUAUUACUGUAGAAUUGUUAUAUCUUAUUAAAUAUUAGUUUAUGGAAAUCCAGAAUGUGUUGGUAUGCAGGUAUUGUUUGUUGUUUGUUGUGAAAUAAAAUGAAGGAGUUGGAAUAUAUUUAUCGGCUGUAAAAAUUGAUUCACUCUGUUGUAUAACUUGAUCCACUUGGCUGUAUAACUAGAUUCACACUGUUGUAUAGUUUGAUGGUUUAGAGAUCUCUAAUUGUUUAAAUUUUUAAUAAUUUUAAUGUUAGCUAUUUUAUUAUUAUAAUUAUUAUUAUUAUUAUUAUUAUAUCAGUUAUUAUAUUUAUUUUGUUUUUGCCUGCUUCACUUAUACAUUAUAAUAUGUCAUAUGAUUUUUUUACUGAGAUACUUUAUGUUUAAAAUAAAUUUAAUAAAAAAUAAACUCAUUCUACAUUUCGUUUUCCAUUCAUGAAGUGUUUUUUUUCUAAAAUGGCAUGUUUACAAAAUAGUAUUUCUCUUUUUAUUUGAAUUAAAUUCUUCACUUACUGUGAUGUUUAAGAAAUAUCUUUGUUUAAUACUGUCUAGAAAUGAUCCAUAGUGAAAAAGAAUAGUGUUUCUAGGUAUCCAAAACAACUUUGUUAUCAGUUUUGAACUUAUAAGCUAUUUUUUUGCUAUGUCUCUACAUUCCAAUGUUAUUAAUAAAUGAACAAAUUUUA
Messenger RNA from Mya arenaria, 6221 nucleotides. RefSeq names its product transmembrane protein 45B-like. The transcript has 2 exons. The coding region runs from base 774 to 1658 and encodes 294 amino acids. Lineage: Eukaryota; Metazoa; Mollusca; Bivalvia; Myida; Myidae. The record is from RefSeq and is a predicted model, not a curated record.